AUGGCAAGCACAUUUCGAUUGCCUUUAUUUAACAACACUAUUGCAAACAAUAACAAUGUUGGCAAUGUUAAUGGUAAACUUAAUAAUACCAACAACAAUACCAAAUUAAACUUUAAUUCAAGUUCUAAACCUACUUCUUCUUCCGUCGCUGCUGUUAAUACUAACAGUAAUGCUACUACCAAUUUGACAACUUCUGGUUCAUUUGGAAACCAAGGUGCUGCACCAAUAAUUGCUACUAAUGGCGCCGAUAAAAACAAUAAAAUCAAAAAUAAGAAAACACGUUUGACUGAGCUGGUUGAAUCUUCCAGGAACUUACCCUCCUUAAUCGGUGGUGAAUCUGCUAGGAAUUUGUCUAACACUGAUUCCGAUUUAUCAUUACUAGGAGAUUCUGUUCAAUUAAGUUUAAGUGAAAUUGCUAAACGCUCUUUACAAUUAGGCUCCAGCAUAGACAUUAAAGAUUAUACCAGAGCCCAUUAUUUAUUAGCUGGUAGUGGGUUACCGAUUCAGGAUGUUGAGCAAUACUUGAAAAAUUUGCCAAAUAAAAAUCUUCAGCAAUCCACUCUUUCUGCAACUGCAUCUACCUCUACCUGUCCACCUUCAAGUAAUGAAAAAAGAGUUGAUUUGCCCUAUUCUGAUGCCACCCAAGUUAAUACUAUUAAUAACGGUAUGAAAACUUCAACUGAUUUAGAUAGUUACUUGAGGAAUAAAAAGGAUGAAAGUAUUUUAUCUUCAAUUGAAAACUCUUUAGUUGUAGCUGCUAAAGAUUUUGACUCUUUUGUUAAUAAAAACUUCAAUUUGGAUUCAUGGGAGAAAAGAAAGCAAGAGGUUAGGGAAUGUUUUGGAAUAUUAGUAAAAAAGCGUAAAGUUACUAGUACUUUUUCCAACGCUCCUAAUGCUUCUGAUUACCCAUUGGAAAGGGUUUCUUGGGGUAAUAAAUCGCGAGAGUUAUUAACACAAGUUUUAGAGAAUAGUAGAUUGAAUGUUAAUGAAAAUAUUUUAUUAAGAGAAAGAUUCAGGAAAUAUGCUUCUAUUAUCCAUGAACUAAAUAAUCAAAGACAAAACAAUGUCUUGGGUCAGUUGAACUUCCCAUUAACUGAAACAGUCUUAAACGACAUAUUUUUUUCAGAUAGUAGUAAUAAUAGUAAUAGUAAUAAUAAUAAUAAUAAUAUCUCUAGUUUAGCCCAAUAUAGACAAAUUAUAGAAUGUUGGAAGAUUUUAGAGAAUUGUGGUAGUUCCAAAGACGUCAUUCAAGAUAGUAAAAAAUAUUUGGAAAGGCAAUUUUUACAAUAUGUAGAUAAUUUGUACAAAAAAAAUUUUAAUAAUGAAGGAUUGCCAACCGUGGUGAAUAAAAUUAGAUCCUUUGUUGAAUAUAAAUUGAAAUCAUCUACUACAAAUCAAUGGAAGAUGAAGGACUUAACUAUUAUUAACGAUAUUCCAGUCUGGGCUUUAAUUUACUAUUUAUUACGCGCGGGCUGUUCGAGUGAAGCUUUACAGGUUGCUAUUGAAAAUAAAACAAGUUUUAGAAAGAUUGAAUCUUCAUUUCUAACAUAUCUAAAACACUAUGCAACUUCCCCUAAUCGUGAAUUGCCUGUAGAAUUUCAAACAAAAUUGCAUACAGAAUAUAACCAACACAUAAAAAAUUCAUUAAAUGGUGAUCCAUACAGGUUGGCUGUUUAUAAAAUAAUUGGAAAAUGCGACUUAACUCGCAAGACUGUUACCGGAGUCAUAUUUAGUGUAGAAGACUGGUUAUGGUUUCAUUUAGUUUUAAUAACUGACGAGUCUAGUAUUGGUAGUGCUUUAGGUGACUCUUUGGAGAAAUAUAGUUUAGAGGAUUUCCAAAACAUUGUGUUAUCCUAUGGUGUUGCUCACUUUAGCGCUAAUAAUUACAUGCAAGUUUUGUUGUUAAGUGGAUUGUAUCAUGAAUUUGUUGGGUACGUUUUGGGAGAUACUAAGAUAAUUCAUGAGAUGGAUACGAUGCAUUUGAUUUUUGGUUUGUAUUAUUAUGGAAAAUUGGACAAUUCCAAAAAAAGCUUAGUUGUGACCUUGGAUAAAAUAUUGGCGACUUAUAUUUCUAGUUUUAUCAAAUCCGAUCCCAAAGUUGCUGUGGAAUAUAUUUUAUUGUUAACUUUGGAUGAUACUAACGAAAACUAUAUUAGAACCUGUCAUGAAAUGUUGAGAGAGUUGGUUUUAAGCACAAAAGAGUUUAGCAUUUUAUUGGGCAGAGUUAAUAAUAAAGAUGGUACAAGAGUACCCGGUAUAUUAGAAUUGAGAUAUCCCUUGAUGAAAUUGAAGGAUAAGGAUGAAUUUUUGCAUACUAUUACAGAAAGGGCUGCUAGAAAGGCGGAUGAAAGUGGGAGAGUGGAAGAUUCUUUAUUAUUGUAUCAAUUAAGCGAAGAGUAUGACAUUGUUAUUUCUAUAGUCAAUAAAAAUUUGAGUGAUUUAUUAAGUGGAUUUGACUAUUUGCAAAAACAUCAACAAAAAGAGUUAUUAUGGGAAGAAACUGAUGAUACCAAUAUGAUCACAAUUGCAUCACAACUUUCUGAAAUUUAUUUAAAUAAUAGUAAUUUACAAAUCACUUCCAAGAUAAGCUCUAAAAAUAAAGAAACUUUACUAACUUUAUUGAAAUUAGUUGAUAUUUGGAGGUUGUUUUGUAAUGACGAAUGGCAGAUUUGCCUAGAUUUACUGAACCAAGUGGAUUUAAUACCAGUUUUCGCCGAUGAAGUGACAGCAAGGAGAGGUGCCACGUCAUUGAUGAUUAAUAAUGAAUAUAUUAUGAAAAAUAUCCCUAAUUUGUUGAUAUUGACUAUGUCAUGUGUCUCUCAUUUGGUUAAAAUCUUAACUGGUGGCAAUAAACCACAGAAUGAUGAAAGUAAGGGACAACAACUUAAAGCAUUAAAAAGAAUUGCCAAGAACUGCAUGACCUAUUCUGGUAUAACUCAAUACAAAAUGUCAAAGGAAACCUAUAACAUUUUGUUAAAUUUGGAAGCAGACUUGUAA
This is a messenger RNA of Saccharomycodes ludwigii, 2997 nucleotides long. RefSeq names its product linker nucleoporin NIC96 (gene NIC96). The record is from RefSeq and is a predicted model, not a curated record. Gene Ontology annotation, cellular component: nuclear pore. The transcript has a single exon. NCBI's taxonomy places the organism in Eukaryota, Fungi, Ascomycota, Saccharomycetes, Saccharomycodales, Saccharomycodaceae. Bases 1 to 2997 code for a protein of 998 amino acids. Gene Ontology annotation, molecular function: structural constituent of nuclear pore. Gene Ontology annotation, biological process: protein import into nucleus; poly(A)+ mRNA export from nucleus.